GUGUUUGUGUGUAUGUGCGUGCCUGCGUGUAUUCGUGUGUGCGUGUGUGCGCUGUGGGCCUUGCUUGAUGUGUUGUUUGUUCAACACAAUCACAUUUCUUUUUAAGCGACAGGGUGUCUAGACACACACGUGACCGGGCGCGUCAAUGCGCACUGGAGACUGGAGACGGAGCAAGGGCACCCAAACCAUCCGCCUCAUUUACAGACAGAGAGCCUUUUACCCCCCUCGAGAUCACUCGCCGGCUCGCCUUCCUCCGCACACACACUCAGACAGACACGGAAACUUGCUGUGAGAAACGAGCUUGGAUUAUUUUAUCUUGAGGGAUUCGCUUUUACUAAAAUAAGUUACGAAGCUCGGAGCGUGGACGUACAACCCGAGGGGUCUCUCUCUCGUUUUUUUUUCUCCAGGCUUUUAAACUCGAGAGAUUCAGCCCUGGAUUCGCUCCCUGUCUCAUCGGACGAGGUUCUGUCUCGCCAGUAGACCACAUCAUCUGCAGACGAGUGGCAUAUUUAGACGAUAACGGAUAAAAAAGCCUCCUCCUCCGCCAGCCUGCUUGGAGAGCCCUUCUCUGUGCAGUCGGAUCAAGGAUUUUGUGGAUUAAUGCUCUUGAAGACACAGCGGCGAGCCUCGCUUUUCGUGGGAUAAUUGUGAUAGCCCUUCGGUUUAAUCAGGCCCCCACUUUGUCUAAUAUCCACCGUAGCUUUUUGCGCAUACAUGCUGUAAUGUUUGAACGGUGUUUAUUUGCGUAAAAAUCGCCCGAGACCGUGUUUUAAAGGGGUCAAUCCACAGCGCUAGGCUGCACAUCACCCAGUGAGUUGAUCGUACCACAUCCAGCCUACAUGCUGCUGUGUUGUAGCACAUUUUCUCCUGCUACGUUUUGUUUUAAAUGAUAGUUUUUUAAAGGUCUGGGGUGAUGGUUUUUCCUCAGAGGAAAAGCUGACUGCUCCGUGAACCUCCUCGACUAUUUUUCGGCGCUCAUAUCUGCAAGAGAAGGCGACAGAGACUGGCGUAUGCUACAGAUUUCAUCUGCUUUUCCAGCUCCCAGUUUUUCCACCGUCUUUUCUCAGGCUGCUUGUCAUUGCCUGGACUCGGCUCCCGGAAUCUUCAUGAUUUGCGGACACCAUGCUCGUUUUUUAGCCGGGAAAACCUCUUUUCGUCCCGCAUGUUUAGGACCAAACGAUCGGGGCUCGUCCGGCGACUCUGGAGGAGCCGUGCGCCCGUGGAGGGCGACGGGGAGGCGGAUAGAGGGACACAUGGCUCCGGGGGCUGCUGCAUGGGCAAAACGACAAAGGCGGCCAAGACCAACGUCGGGUCCGAGGCUGAAUUGAAGGCGUUGACCCACUCGAUACUGAAAAAAAUCAAAGAAAAACAAUUAGAGGUGCUUUUGCAGGCGGUGGAGUCGAAGGGGGGAGCCCGGAGCCCCUGCUUACUCCUACCCAGCAAAGUGGACGCCAAAGUGGGUCAACAGUCUUACUCUCUCCCCAUGCUGCUCUACAAAGUGUUCAGGUGGCCGGACCUCAGGCAUUCCUCGGAGCUCAAGAGGCUGUCUUGCUGUGAAUCCUACGGGAAAGUUAACCCAGAGCUCGUUUGCUGCAACCCGCACCACAUGAGCAGACUGUGUGAACUCGGUGAGCUGGAUUCAUCUCCUCAUUCUCCAUAUAAGACAAAAAAGUUGUGAAAUAGCCUUUAAUUCUCUGCUGUUGGGGCCUCAUUUUUGAGAGCAGACACCGUGUCAUUGUGUCUUGAAGAGAUAAUUAGCUUCAUUGAAAUGACUUCACCUCUCUUGGCUCGGUUCGGUUUCUAGAAGGUCGAACUUGUCCGUAAAGUGUGCCAAAUAGUCCUCUUCAUUCGGUGUCAAAAAACUGCAAACUUACUCUGAAUAAUACUCUACAAUGACAGUUUAUCCCACUCUAAGGUUUUCAUUUGGGAUAACUUCGAUUUUAAUGUUUAUAUCGACCCUUGAGCCGAACAUUACAACUUUUAUGAGGGUAUUUUCAACUUGGUGUUAUAAACAAACAUCCCAUUAGCUAUUUCAACAUUUCACAAUUGGCAUUUCCAAAGUGCAAAGCGACUCAUCCCGGGCUUUACAGUCUUUCCACGUGAAGUUUCCAGCGCUUGUGUGUGUAUUUGUGUGUCUGUGUGUGCGCUAGCUUGGCGUCCCGGGCCAAAAGAGGCCCGUAUCUCAGUUUGUCCUAGACGCUGAUAGUGGCCCUCCUGGCGCCAGGCGGCCCCCUGUUUAUCUGCCUGCCAAUGAAAGGCAAUAGCCGCCCGGCCUCUCUGCUUCUCUUGCCUCUCCAGCUGACAGACACAAAACCUUUUCCCCGAAGAAUGACAACUCUUAUCAUAAAGUUUAGAUCUCUGCUUUGUGUGUGUGUUUUUUUUUCUCAUACUCUGCUUUUUUUCUUUCUUCCAUGCAGAGUCCCCCCCUCCUCCAUAUUCCCGCUAUCCCAUGGACUAUCUUAAACCACCAGGUAAGCUUUAUAUUAAUGAGUGAAUCCAUGUGUGUUUUAUUGUUGCUCUUCUGCAAAAAUAUGCACACCUAAAAGGCCAUCUUGUAUUCAUGGAUGUUUAUGUGUUGUCUGUGAGUCUUACAUUACACAUGCAUAUAGUCUUACACUCCUCCUGUGGUUCAUUUGUGUGUGUGUGCGUGUGUGUGUGUGUGUAGGAAGCAGCUCCAUGUUAUGUUGUGAUUUAUGAUAGCGGUGGAGUGGCACGCCUGGCUGGCUGGGCAGUUCCAGUGUGGCUGGCAGCCAGGGCAAAGCAGCACAAAGUUGAGAUACCAGCUAUAGACUGACUGGCAUUUCACCAGGGGCAGAGAGAGAGAGAGAGAGAAAGAGAGAAAGUGUGUGUGUGAGGGAAGAAAGGCAAGGGAGGAGUUGUAUUAUGGGUGUUUUGUUUGUGUGUCCAUCUAUCUAUUGUGAAUCGAAGUGCAGACAGCGGCGUCUCUGGAGCCAGCCAGCCAUUAUCAUGUGAAUUAAUCAACAGAUUAAGGUUGAGGACGUGUGUGUGUUUGUGUGUGUGGGGGAGGUGUCAGUGUCCCACAUCUCUGCAUGGAUGUGUUUGUUUUAGGGACCAGAGCAGAGCGCAUUUGUGUUUAAUUCCCAAUAUAUUUUUUAUUUCUCUAACAAUCUUUGCUGUUCCUUGGUAGCUGCUGUGGUUGACAUUUUACACCCCAGCGCCAGAAAGCUGCAUCAGGUUAUGUCAUCGCUUACUAAGUCAGAUUGGAAGUGUGUUAAAUUUCAAGCUAUAACCAGAAUAGUGCGAGAGCAGGGAGCACUUUCUCCUCAUGUCACAGAGAAGGUGGCAGAGAUAUAAAUGCAUACAUUAUGUGGUACUGCUAAGCCUUCAGUAUUAAUUUUCCUUCACUCCUUUCCUCCUUGCUACCGCUCUGUUUCUGUCUGUCAGUGCAGGAAAGGCUCAGUAUUUAACAAUGACCGGUCAGACGACCAGUUAGGAUGAAGAGAAAGUGGCUUUCAGUGAGUGGAAACAAUAGGAAGUCAUUGCAGCUGCAGCUGUGGUUCCCCCGUUUUACUUUGAAUGUGUAAACUACCUGAAAAGGCAUAUAACGAAAGCUUAAAUACAAGCAGGGUACAUCUUAGAGGUUGGAAAUGACAUGAUCUACAGCAGUGUGGAGGGUCUUUGUGGAGUUCUUGAAGGUAAAUAGGAAAUGCAGACAAAGGAAACAGUUAUACAACUCAUGUUUCCCCUUUCAGAAACAGCUUAAAUCUGGUUUGACCCCGUGGGGAUUAAAUGCUGUGAAAAAAAAAAAAAGAGUAGACUGAGGCGAGGGGUGUGUGGCCCUGCUGAUGUUGGUCCUCAAGUUGAAACAAAAGUCUAAAAUUCCCUUUAUGGAGAUGGAUUCUCACUGAAUCUUGAUGCAUAAGUGCAGCAGUCCCUCUAGGCCACCUGUCAUGUUGCUUCUUCAUUUGGUUCCGUUCGUUGAAUGCAGCAGCAUUUGUGGUCUGAAGACUCUCUGUUUUUUGGUCAUUUUAUUGUUAAGAAGGGGUAAAGACAACAUAUAUUAACAGGACAAUGAAACAGGAUGGAGGAGACACACAGACAGACAGAUGAACUUAUGCAGAAAGACAGGGGGGUUUCCCAGGGGCCCCAGGAGGCUGUCAAUCAUGACCUCCUUCUCCUUUCUGAAAGCUGUUACAACCUUCCAAGCUAGUCUCUGCAUUAACCUUAUUUUAGGCUUUGUUGAAGUGAAAGUUAGGCAACUUGCAUUGCUAAACUUUAGAGAGCAAUCAAACAUGAAAAAAAAAAAAGAGCGAUGGGUUUUAUGAGGAUGGUUUUAUGAUUCCAGUGAGCAGGAAGUGGCAGCAGCAGCAGCGGUCAAUAUGAAAGCGGGGCUGAGAUGUCAAACGCUACCUUGUUUCAGCUCUGGGGAAUAUAAAUCACACACUGUUUGGCUUCUUCUCUCUCUGAUGCCCCCUCAGCUCUGUGGUCAGCUGUGAACUGUUGCCCGGGGAGACCAGGGCAGAGGCUGCUGGCAGCCAAUGAAAGCAAAGGAUGGCUGGGCUCUGCCCGUGCAUGUCGUUACUGCGACCACAGCAGCACGGGCAGCGUCCGGACCCGGGGAAGGGUGGCAGGCAGUCGGACCACUUUGGUGACUGCUGCUUUUUUCCCCCAGGAUCUUUAACCCUUCAUUGUGGGCAGAUGGCUUUCCGCCCAAUGAGUUGGGUUGCUGUCAAGGUUGCUGCCUGUUGAAAGAAUGUCAAACGCCAGCGUAUUAUAAAGAAAUCAUGCAAAAAAUUCAAUGACCAGCACCAGGAAACUGUUGCUUUGGCAUCAUAGACUAUGGUGGGUCUUUCAUCAAUGAAAAGUUGAAACUAGCAGAAAUAUAUACAGAAAAUUCCUCUUUAGUUGCUGUUUUCCUUUCGUCUGCAUUCGAUAAGUUGCUUUGAAACUUACAUCAGUUCCCCUCUAGCAUCUUACUUCUGUGCCGACAAAAACUGCAUUUUACAGACACAUCCAUACGACGACCACCACCACGCUCGUAGCAAGUGUAGCGCAGCAUUGACGUGCAGCAAAAGGAAUGUAUCAUUAGCAAAUACCAAGCUACCAGCAGCAGCAGCAGCAGCUCUGCAGCGGAGCUAGCCUUUUAGUCCCAGCGGUGUGCAGCUCUCAGCCGUUUUGUUAAAGCCCCAUUCAGGUGUCAUGUUGAAACUAGUCUACAUUACAAGUCUUAGUGGGAGUUAAGCAUUCAGAUGCAAAGAGAGGGAGAGCGAAUGAGAGUGAAUAAGUGUUUUUUUUUUCUCUUUCCCUCUUGUCUGGCUGCUUGUUUGGUGGUUAGUAAAUUGUUAUCAAGCUUUCAAUGCCUUUUUUUUAGCAAAGCUGAAAACACAUAACGGAUUUGGAGGUAGAAACACCUUUGCACAGAUUUCUUUUCCGGCUUUGUUUUCUCUCCUAGGUCGUUUAUGAAACCAGUUUUGAUCUACAGCGAAAGAGGAAAGUCUUUUAGGGCAGGAUCUGUAUUUGGUAAUUGGGCAGGGAUCAGAAGUCUCUGUCUCUGUCAUUAGCAGGAAGAACACGGCUCUUUCCAGAUCAGCAGUUCGUCUGUGCAGAGAUGCAUGGGGCGAACGUUCUGACUGAAGCAGUGGAUUAUGGGGGAUUAUCAGGGGUGUAAGGCACUCUCCUCUGUAAGUCUCGGCUGUGUGUGUGUGAGAGUGUGAGCUUCAUCGUCAGCGUCUUCAUUAGGCAUUGAUUUCACCAGGGUGAUUGACGGUCUCACAGCUGCUGCUCUGCCUUCUCCCCUCACACACAAACACACAAACACACACACAGGGACACACACACACACACACACACACAUGGUGCUAAUUCAAAGUCUCUCUCUGUCUCCAUUAGAUUCUCCAGACUCUGGACCGUCAUGCAGUGAAACUGGGGGAACAACAUACUCAGCCCCUGUGGGGCUUUCAGGUAAAUAUACAACAAAUACACACUUUUCUUUCUCUCCUUCUCUCUGUCAUUCUAUCUUACUUGUCUGUUUUCUUUUCCUACUCCUGUGCAUUCCUCCCAACACACACUCCAUACUUGUGAUGAUGAGGCAGUGAUUGUGGGGGCCCCUGCUUCCCCUCUGUAAUAAAAAAACCUCAGUGAAGGAGGGUGGUGUAUUUCUCCCACAUCCACAUAAAUUCCUCCCUUCUGGCUCCACGAACAACGCUCCCCUCUUCUCCUCUUCCUCUCAUCCUUCUCCGCGUUGUGUCGUAAUGGAAGACAAACAUGCCGAGUCGUUGUUUGGAGAAGAAUAUGCUCUGUUGCGUGCUGUAUUGUGGGAGGAAAACAUUAAGAAAUAACUAAAAAAGGUUUGAGCUGACAUGCGAGUGUUUCAUCGUGUUUGUGCGUACAGGGGGUAUGAGUGUGUGCGGACUCUCCUCUGGGCGAGACGCAGGCGCUUUUCUUUCUUCCGCCUGUCUUGCAGGACGUGUUUCAGGCUUCCUCAGCUUUUCUGCCCCCAUAAUCCCCUUUGGCUGUGUUACCCUGUCCGCAGGCUACAGAAAAAGAUGGAGUUCACAGGAGAGAGGGUUUGCUCUGUGCUGCUCUCUGCUUUCCUCCGCCUCAGAUGGUUCUCAUUACUGGGCCUUUAAAGCCUGUUUUAUGUCAGUUGGUGUUGGCUGCUCGUUUCUCCCCCCUCCUCCUUUGUUUGGUGGUAGGGGGGUUGGGGGAGUUGCCUGCUCUCUUGCUUGCUAGCAUGUGUGUGUGUGUCCUUAGCUGGGGUAAGAGAUUCUAGUACAGGAACCAAAAAUCAGUCAGAUGCCCACUAAAGACACAUUUCAGACCCAGGUCUAACUGUGAAACUCAAGAUCUGGAGUCUUGACUGGCGCCCCUUUGCUCCCUCCAUACUCCUUGCCUCCCUCAGCUUUCCCGCCUCCUCUUCCACCCCUGUUUUCCUUCCUGGCGAGGAUGACAUGGCAGCAGCAGUUCCACUGAAUGGGCCUCCUUAGAAAAAAAGCACUAGAGGUAGAAAGGCCGAGCCAGGAUGGCCAAAGCACUCUGCCCUCGCAAUUUCCCCAGCAAGCCACAUUAAAAAAAGGCUUCUUCUUUCCUCCUCCUCCUUAUGCUCCUUCCCUGCUUCCCUCAUUCGCUCGCUCCCUCCCUCUGGGACCUUGACAAAAGAAACAUGGCUCUCCCAGAGGCCUGCUGCUGACCUUCUAAUUCACUCACUCUGCCCUUUUUAUGUUCUCCUCCAGACGUUUUACAGAGAGGAAGAAGGAAGGGAGAGGAGGGUGGCGAAGACUCGGAGUUAGCAUGAGCCGUGUUGUUACUUUUUUUAAUCAAACAUUGAAGUAAAGCAGCCUAGUUUAAGAGUUUUAGCUGAGUAAGUCAGGAAAACUACCCAUAAGAAGCCCUCAUUUUUCUUCAAACACAGUUAAACAGAGUCGAUGAGGCAGGAGAUAAUACCCUUGGAAAAAUCUAAGACUUUCCAGGCUGAAAGGGGUUAAUGGAGCUGCGACAGCGACAAGCACAAAUGCAAACUAGGCUGCCUGCCAGGCUACAAGCUCCAAAGCUCCUCUUGCUGGCUCACGUCAUCAGCUUGGAACAGAGCAGAGAGGAGGAGGAGGAGGAGGGAAGAGGAGAGGAAAGGAGGAUGGAGGAGGAGUCCAUGGCUGGAGGCCUAGAGUUGGGUGUCGGGGUGCUGAUCUUGGUUUGAGCUGGGGUGAGGGCUUAGCUCAGGGGUUAAAGGUUCUCCCAGGAACUGAAGAGGAGAAGGAUUAGGAGAGAGAUUUGGGAAUGGAAGAUUGGGUCAGGGUUUGGUGUAUGCUGGUUUGUUGGUUAUGAAUCUGUUGAGCGCCAAGUGAUAUUGAAACCAGUUAGAGACCAGAUUCUACAAGAGCAGCUCAGGUAACACCCACAGGACCAGACUGCCGAGCUCUAUUAGGUCUGGUUUUUGAGUUGUCAGGAUUAAAAAGUCCACGUGUGUCAGGUAAGGAUGAAUACGAUUAAAAAUAUUGCCCUGCUGGUGUUAGUGCUUUGUUGGGGAUACCUAAACAUCAUUAAUACACGAAAAAUGUGACUGUCUGAGAGGAUACUGAUGCAGAUAUAUUUAAUGGACCCAACUGAUUGAAUGACAAAAGGUUCGAUCACUUAACGCAAAGUCAAAACGGCUAACGGUGUAAAUGUGUCCAAAAAUGGCAGAAAUUGAAUGGAGUUUGGUGCAGUCUGAUUGAAAAGUAAAUAAACCAGAUUAGAGAUUAUGGCCAGACUUUCACGACCAGAUUUCUGUACUUUUGGGCAAUUUUUCUGUCCAUGGAUAGUUGCUGUUAGCAUUGAGGAUCAGUACCCGCCCAGUAACACACACACACACACACACACACACACACACACACACUCGUCUUUAAAGUUGUCUUAUAGAGGCAUGUUGGUGCUCAUCUUUUAUUGGAUGUGUAGCAUCAGUGUAUAUGUGUGUGUUAGUCAGUGGCGUGCCUGCUGGUGCCAUCGGGGACUGACCCAGAGUGCUUGUGUGUAAGAGGAUCCAGUCAGGCUGCGGUGACACGUACACACACACACACACAAACACACCAACACAUACACACAGGCAGGCAGAUAAAAUGACCUGGUGCGAGCCCUGGCGCACAGCCGACUGUCACACAGGCGCUUCCUCCCACUGCAGGUUAAAUUUAGGCCGAGUUGUAUUCUUAUACCCCCAGCCAGUCACCUCGCUCGACAGACAGUCGGCCAGCGUUUCAGUCAGUCAAUUAGUCAUCCAGUGAAUCGGCUGGAGGUGUAACCUUCAUCAGGGGCUCUGACAGGGAUUAAAUUUAGUCUUGGCACCUCGGCUCAUUAAAUCAAAGUCGUUCUGCUGUCAUAUAGAGGGUCCUGAAGAAAUGACCCAAUUCUGGAGCAAACCCAGUGAGGGAAAAGGGCCUGCGUGUUGUUUUAAUUUGUCUGUCACACAAGAAGUGAGGUUUGAAUUACUUAUCACCAACCUUAACACACAAUCUUAUAAUUUUUUGGAAGCCAACUCAAAGCAAUCAGGGGCUCCAGUCAGUCAGAGACAGAGCACCCUCAGUGUUGCAUUCCUGCCUUGUUUGGGUUAGCAGGCAAAGGAAAGGGCUACGCAGGAUAUGACCUCAUGUCUUUGAGGAAAAGGCGAGUGGACAGGGAGGCAGACGAGGCCUCUUCUGGAUGGAAAACAAACACUGGAGGGAACCAGCCAGAAAGAGGGAAGAAGUAAAACUUCGGAAUAGGACUCGGAGAUGUAUAUGUAGCCAUUUAAGAGAUCCUAUCCUCACCAUAAAGCUGUUUCUGCUUUGGCUGAUGUUUCUGCCCCAGAGUGAGAGAAGAUGGCGGCUUUGGGUGGAGGGAGAGAUGGCCGGCAGCUCUGCUCUGUUCUCUGUAAUUUGGAGGCUGCGUGUUCAGCUAGUGAGCUGCAGAGCCGGGCUGCUCCGUGCCGGGCCAGGAUCUCUCAUUACUCCCCACUUCCUCUCCUUGCGCGGCAGCCAAGCCGCGUCUUGGCAAGGGACUUAAUUUUUGGUUUUGGCCGUCCUCUGUUCCACACCCUGUGUCAUUAUGCUGCACAAAUCGAAAAAACAGCAUGCAGAGACAGCGGAGGAUGGAAAGAGGGGGGAGAGAAGAGCUGGAGGAGAGGAUGGAGGAAAGUGUGCCUCGCUUGUUGUUUUUGUUCAAGACUCUCUUACUUCAAGCACCAAAACAGUUGAUACAUUAGCCUAGCUUAGCAUAGCCACUUGACUGAAAGGUGGGAUAUGCAGAUUUGGCUGCGAGCCCGAGCUUGGAGGGAAGCCCAGAACAAGAUGAACAUUGUUUUGGUUUGCAGUCACUCUGUGGAAGUGGAUUUUGACAUUACCUCAAUGUACGGAGACAUGAGAGAGAGAACAAGCCAGAGACAGUGAGAGAGAGAGAGAGAGAGAGAGAAGGGAAGGAAGAGAGAGACGCCCACCUUUUAGCAGGAUAAAGACGGAUAUGGAAAUAAGUGGAGACACAUUCCUGUAAACCUGUGUGUAUUUGUGUGUGUGUGUGUGUGUCAGAUUUCUAGUGUGACACACAGUCCUGCUGUCUCCACCCUCCCGCCUGCUCAUUCAUGUAGUCAGUUUGUCUUUUGUCUACGCAGACUGGAGGGGGUGUGUGUCUUUUUUAUCUCGGCGACAGACGCAGGCCUGUCAGUAGCCACAUCUCUAUCACACACACACACACACAUACACACACAGAGGUACAUAAUUAAUAAUAACAGUGUAACAACACACUGAAACAGAGGUGCACAACUGGCUGUGCUGGUUGUCUGCCUCCCUGAUUGUGGUGUUGUGUGUUAUUCAGUUCCCACGGUGUUUUAGCGCCAUAACAAUGUGACUGAUUGUUCUUCUUGUCUGUCCAUCUGUCCGUAGCGCCCAGUGUGUGUGUGUGUCAGAGAUAGUGAUCCUGAGAGUGAUCUCCUGACUUGUGUGUUUGCAGAAAGUGAGCUGAUGACAUCAUUCAGCCAGCCUGGCACCCUGUUCCCAACGAGCCUGUGUUUAUUUGUCCUGUCACCCUGGGAAAUGUGGGCUGCAGAGGAUCAUUGUGUGUGUAUGUGUGUGUGUUUUUGAGGGUCAGUAUGAUGAAGUGCUGGAAUAAUAACUCUGCAGGAGUAGAGCAAAGUGUUGCCAGGAAUGGAGUCUCCUAAAGCGCUGUAGUUUUGAAACUUUGUGGUAAAUAUGACGCCAGAUUAAAUAUGAAAAUUCCUCCUUUUGAAAUCUCACACUCGGAAAAAACACAGCGCUGAGCCACAUUAAGAACUCUGCAUCGUGUAAUUAAAGCAGAGACAUCCACUCAGAGAGGAUCACACUAUAGAUGGAGGCAUUAGCAAAACAUUUCUCCUCCUUAUCUCCUCCAGAUUGAGACCGGAUGGUUCAUGUUAGAGAUGGCGUGUCUGCAGCUCGUUCUCUCUAUCUGUGUUUCUGCGAGGAGUCAGAUCUGUAGAUAGCGAAACUGUGCCACUCCCCUGUGUGGUUUUCCUGCCAUCAGGGCUUGUUUAGGUUUCCUGAAGUGGGGGUAGGAAAGACUUUACAUCUUCUUAUGUAACCUGCCACCCUAAAGAGGCAUUUCCUCUUUCAGCUGCUAAACACCUCUUUAACAAUAUGUUUUUCUCUUUUUCAAAGUUGUCUGCUAACAGUAAGGCUUAAAUGAGACUAUUUUCAUAUGAGGCUGCAUCAUGAUAAAUCUGAACUGGGUUACAUGCAAUAUUCACUAGAUAAGAGAGUGGGAAAUGGCAUUAUACAUUGUAUUUGAACAGUGAAUCAUUUCAUAUUGAAUGGUUCUGUAUUAUUGAAUCAUAUUCUAUCAUAUGUGCUAGGGUCGGAAUGAGAGGAUGAGAGGAAGCGAAAAGAAAGUCAAAUGCUAAAUCAGCUAAACAGUUGAAAAAAUUGUAUGGAUCACAAUAUAUUGUAUCGCAAUACUCUCUGUACUGAAAAAAGGCUUAAAAUCGACUCGUGGCCCAAGUAUCAUGAUAAUAUUGUAUCAUGAUAAUAUUGUAUCAUGGCUUAAGUAUCGUGAUAAUAUUGUAUCUUGGCUAAAGUAUCGUGAUAAUAUUGUAUCGUGGCUAAAGUAUCAUGAUAAUAUUGUAUCAUGGCUCAAGUAUCAUGAUAACAUUGUAUCAUGGCUUAAGUAUCAUGAUAACAUUGUAUCAUGGCUUAAGUAUCGUGAUAAUAUUGUAUCGUGGCCCAAGUAUCGUGAUAACAUCGUCUUGUGGCCCAAGUAUCGUGAUAAUAUUGUAUCGUGGGGCCACUAGUGAUUCCCACCCCUAGUAUGUGCGUAUCAUGUAUUCUCAUCAGUGCACACUUUAGCCUAAAUUAAUGGCAUUUACUGCGUGUGUUUUCAUGCUAUACUUGAUCAAGAUCAACUGACUACAAUAAUUAUAAUGGAGACAGAGUUGUUUAUCUUUCAGGAGAGAGAAAAAAAACAGGCUUUAAUGAGAGCCUGUGUUGUUUGUAUUGAUGUGUUUUUAACGGCUUUCUCUCUCCCUCUAAAGUGGUUCUGUCUUUGAAUUCCUCGCUUACCUGGGAAAUGAACACAACAGGCAACAAACCCUCUGUUUAGGUCUCUAACAUGUAUUAGCUUGAAAAAUCAAUGACACCAACUUUUUGGAGCACUCACACAUAGUAGGAGAAAUGCACACACACACACACACUCACACACAGUUGAACAUACACGGCCUUGCAGAGAGAACAAAAGGAAUGCCUCUGGGGUGACCCUUGACCUUUGGAAUAGACUUUCCCCGGCUCGAGAGAGGGUGUUGACUUAGAAAAUAAGGCACCAUGAAGAGUCCUUCCUUCCCCCUCCAGCUAUUUCCUUCAUGCCUUCCCCAUUCCUCUCCUCAGCCGCUGUGCGUGUUUUGUGUGUGUGUGAUGACGACAGGGUCAUUACACAUUCGAGGCGCACACACACACACACGUACACACAUACUGGGUCUGAGCUCAAGGGGAUCGAUAUGAGACAGUUCUCAGGAGCCUUCCCACAAUUUACCGACGUUGAUGGUGUUGCGUCCGAGACUGAAGGUUGUAAAUUUUGUGCGUGUAUGUGUGAGGGUUUAGGCGUGGGACUCUUGCUGAAGUAUAGUAGUGACUGAGUGUGUGUGCUGGAGUGUGUGUAUGUGUGUGUGGAGUCAGACAGAGGUAAUGAUUAACCUUUCCAGACUGCGUUUCGGCCCUGUGAGAAGCACCCAGUCUGUCCUCACCCCUCCUCUCACAUGUCCCUCCCCCCCCGCUUCAACUGAGUCCAAUUGUCUCGGCUAGCGUGGCGUCCACUCUUUAAGGUCUUGGACCAUUAAAAUCCACAGGGGAGCCAGCAUGUUUGUGUGUCGACUUGCAGAAUCUGCCCCCCUCCUGUGCUGUGGUUUAAAUAUUUUGUAUCCAAAGGGGGUUUAUUUAAUCACAGAUAUUUACAGUCCCCCCUGCCCCCUACCUCGCAGACUAUAAGCUGAUCAUCUAUUAAAUACCUCGAAAACAACGGAGCGAUAUGCUGUUUUUGUUUGCAUUUAGCAGCUCCUUGCUACUGCUCCUCGCAUUAGAAAACAGUAAAUUAUCAACGUUUAAGCUCUCAAAUAAAUUUAGUUUUGGAAACACGUUCAAAUGAAGCGAGUUCUUUUGAUUGGCAGUCUGGAUUGGGGUUUACAUGCAGCCCCCCAUGAGACGAUCUAGACUGGGACAGACCAGCAGCAGAGCAGAAUAGAAAAGGUCGACGUGACAGAUGGCCUCAGGCUGCCAGCUAGCCUGCUUAUCUCCAGCGAGGAGCCGCCCGAGACACACACACACACACACACACACACUCACAUGCACACACACAUAAACGGCCUGAGAGCAGACGAGCAGGUGGGGGUGGCAGACAGAUAGACGGACUAAUGCUCCGAUAGGCAGACAUCCAGAAAGCAGACAGACACACAGACAGAUGUACAGACAGCUCUGGAAGUGUUCAGGGGCCGGAGCGGAUGGAAACAACGUGCUGCAAGGACAAGCGGACUUGGCGCAGACACUCUGACGACACCGUCUGACACACACAUGAACGCACACCUAUGUGAGAAGCACCUGAAAUAGUGUCGGCGAGUAACAUGAGGAGCGCGACUGUGAGACACCUCACACGCGAACACACUAUGAGUUAAAAAUUAAAAGUCAGCCGAAUGAGCCUCGCACUUGGAACAUGAAGUGUUGAUACAGGGCCAUGCGCAUUAGUGCGUGUCUUUAUAUUUGUGUUUGCUUUCUUUGUACAGCAGCAGCACACAGGUGGUCUGAGUUCAUCCUCAACAGGAGGGGGUGUGAACACAGUCCUCAGGAGGCUGCAGUAGCCUUUUUCAGCCUAAAACUAGCUUACCUGUAAGCUUAUUUUCAACCAGACAGAAGUCUAUAACUCUAUUUGUGUUUGUGUCUUUGUUUGGAUAGACCGGCUCACCCUCUGAAAUUAGCUUCCAGUCGCUCUCUUAUCUAACUGUGGCUGAGGAAUGGGAAGAAUUCAGGAUAGCUGUUGUCACACUGCUGAGCCAGAAGCCCUAAAUCACUACACUGCAGUGCUGGAAAUUAACUUAGGUACUGCUCUCACUCCAAUAGAACUCCUCAGGUUUCAUUUUAUGAAUAUUUAUACGACUAUUAUGAACUUUUUACUCUCUUUUUACUUUGAUCAACAUGAUGAGAACUCUUUGAGAUAUACUGUAGCGCUCAGGCGGAAGUUUAAGAACAUCUUAAAAAAAGGUGUGAUGUUGAUGUCAUUGUUUCAUGUAUGUUUUGGUUUUAAGCUUCCUGGUUAUAGAAGAGGUAAAGUGUUUUAAAGCAGGCGUCCCAGGGUUGAGCUACUGAAAGUGUGCAUUUUAGGGAGGUUAGGUUUGACACUUAAAGUUGUAACUUUUCACUCUUACCAGCUUUCUUUUAUCCUUCUCUUGUUCGAGAGGCCUAGUAAUAUAAAAUUAGAGUUUUGCAUAAAGAGAUAUUUGAUCUCUUCUGUUGUUUUUCUGUCUCUUCAAUCCUCCUCUUUUAUUCUUUCUUGACUUUUAUCUUCUCUGUGCCUCAUAAAUGCUUCCAGUAUGAGUUAAGGAGAAGAGAAGAAAAGAGAAGAGAGGAGAGGGGAAGAGAAGAGAAGGGAAGAAAGGAGAGGAGAGGCGACGAGGGAGGGGAAGCGGGGCAGUUAGUGUAGUCCUGAAUAGCAGGGUGUUUUCAGGCUGCAAUGACAGGCUCAGACAGGCAGCCGCUCUAAUGACCUCUGACGCCAGGCCCUGUCUCUCUCAGCAAUAACAAACACACACACACACACACAUGCAGAAAAAACACACACACACACACAAACUCUCAGGGCCCCACAGGUGAGCUCCACCAGCAGGCCCUCUGUCAGCUGUUAAGAAAGUCCAACUCGUCUUUCUCCUUGUAAAACCUGACUGCUCCCAAACGUACAUGUGAAACAGACCAGAGGGAAAACAGCUCAACCAGUACGAGACACAAAAGACGUCUUCUGUCUCUUAUCGCAGAGAUAAACGCUCUCUCUCCUUCGUUAGGUCUCAGGUAGAUUGCUGGGUACUUAGUUUCCCCAGCACCCUAUGAGGACGGAUUUACGAUAAACUCCCUGAGGCUUGGCUCUGACCAACUUCAAAGCACACAGCCCCUCUUGUUUUAUGGAAGGCAUGCUUUCAGUUUUUCUCCCCCCUCCCUCUCGUCUCCUCUCCUCUUCUCUGUUUCUGUCUCUCCUUUGCCUCUCUGUUGUCUUUUUCUUCCCCUUUUUUUCCCCUCCGUCUAAUGAAGGCUAAUGACAGGCCGCGGUGAGUCCGCUCGGGCCGGCAGAGAUCCUGCUGCAUUAACGUCGCAGUUUGUCUCAGACGGGACCUUCCAAAUUACCGGUUACACUCGCAGCUACCGCCAGAUGAAACGAGGAAGAGAGGAGGAAUGGGGGGGAGAGAGAGAGGAGGCUGGGAACUGAGAAAUGGUUCUGAGACGGGCUCUUAAUUUUUUCCCUCUCAUGUAUUCCUCUCAGCUCUUGAAGCUUUCUUAACCCUUGAAUGUGUGUCUCAUCAUGAAGAGAGGAUGUUAACAAGAUUAUGAACCGUUGAUAGGAGUUUGAGCAAUCGGGUGACCUUUUUGAAAGCACAAGAGGCACUUAAAAAAAAACGAGAGAGGAAGCAAAGUUGCAAAAGUAAUAGUCAAAAUAUGUGAAAGCAUUCCUUCUCUUCCCCACCCCGCCCCCCUUUUCUUUCCUCUCUUCGUCUCCCUCUAUUUCCCUUGCGCCUGACUGGCUCCCACUUUUCUCGCUGGGAGUAGCUGGGAGCCAGAUUUCUGUGGAAUAGAGAUAUGAAGGGGGGGAGAGGGACGGCGCAGGAGGCACACUAAAGGGAGACGGCAGAGGGAAGAGGGGAGGGAGGGAGGAGGGGUUUGGAAACUGGAGCACAGCCAAUGCUACACUUCUUUUACGCUCAGGGGAAACUUUAGACUGGAGAGGCCUAGCUUGUCAACGAUUCAGACACCAGGGUCUGAGAGUUAACGGCCUGCCCUGCUCGACAGAAAACACCAUGUGCUCCGCUGAGGACAGGGGAUAGUUUAUGUGUUUACGUGAACGCUUUUUGUCUCGUUGCUGUGAAUUCGGUAGUUUAUUUCCUCCCGUAGAGUUGAGAGAAAGACGAUUAGAAAAGGCAGUUGACGUCACUGAGUUGUUGGCUGCAGCGCUGCAAAAAUACAGCGAGCCAGACAGAAGAUAAGCAUUUAAUGCCUAGACAAAUAUUGUACUGCAUGUGGAUACUUGCCUGCCAGUGUCUCUGAGUUGCUUCUCUUGUCUGAAGUCCAAAAAUUCCAACAUGGUUUUCCUGUAUGGCAGAAAUGGAGGAUGACAGUAAAGAUUUGGCUCUUGACUAAAGUGAAUUCUCGAUUUCCCAAUACAGGGAUAAGGAAGAGGUUUGGUUUGGUAUUUGCUUUUAAUUUGGAGGCAUCUUCAGGGGCGUGUUUGGACUUUUUCCCAUCUGAGGAACUUAUAAUGAUAAAGGAUGGAACACAUGCGAUGCAGGGGGCAACUUUACUGUUUUUUUAUUGUUUUUUGUGGUUCUUUUUAGACUUAAAUGAAGAUGUAUUAAGAAUAUCAUCAUAAGAGUAUCAACAAAAGAAAAGAAAGCUGCAUUAGAACUCCAAAGAAGCUGUUUUUUCGGCAGACUCGACGAGUUAAUUCGCACUUCUACCUUAGCUAAUAGCCAAUUUUAGUUGUUAAGAGGGUGCCUGGGGCCCAUGCCACCCCCUAGCAAUACCCCCGAUCAUCAAACUCUCAUCCUUUCCUCCUCUUGUCUCUUUCUUUAAACUCUUGAUCUGUGUUUUCAUGUCUGAUGUUCCAGCUUGAGUAUUUUGAGUGACAGUCCUGACCGUCUCCUCCCUCUGUUUCCUUCUCUAGAUUCCUUGGCAUUGCAGGAGUCUGGUGAGCGGGCCCAUUGGUGCGUGGUGGCAUACUGGGAGGAGAAGACACGCGUCGGGCGCCUCUACUCGGUCCAGGAGUCCUCUCUGGACAUCUUCUAUGAUCUACCUCAGGGGAACGGCUUCUGCCUGGGCCAGCUCUGCUCUGAAAACAAGUCCCAGCUGGUGCAGAUGGUGCGGGCCAAAAUCGGCUAUGGCAUCCAGCUGACGCGUGAGCCGGACGGGGUGUGGGUCUACAACCGCAGCUGCUACCCCAUCUUCAUCAAGUCGGCCACACUGGACAACCCGGACUCACGCACGCUGCUUGUGCACAAAGUGUUCCCUGGUUUCUCGAUAAAAGCGUUUGACUAUGACAAGGCCGGGAACCUGCAGAGGCCCAAUGACCACGAGUUCACGCAGCAGCCUCGCACAGGCUUCACGGUGCAGAUAAGCUUUGUGAAAGGCUGGGGACAGUGCUACACCAGACAGUUCAUCAGCAGCUGCCCGUGCUGGUUAGAAGUCAUCUUCAACACCCGAUAGCAGCAGCCUUCCUCUUCUUCACCCUCGCCCUUUCACAAAAACAGACUCCACCCACUUUCCUUUUUUUUUUUUCUUCCCGCGGUUCAAACAAGUUCUGAAAGAAGAAGAAGAAGAAAGUAUAAAACUCUGACGGACUUUGUUUAAUAAAUGACUAAGAUUUAAUUAAAUAAGAAGCGAAAAAUGUAUUUUAUGUUAUAUAUAAAUAUAUUAUUAAUUGUAAAUAUGGAGACGUUUUAUAUGCAUCAUUAUUUAUGUAUUGUGCAAUGUGUUGAUGAGAAAAAGAAAAUAAGAUGCACUUUGCUUAAUAUAAAUGCAAAACAAAGAAAUGCCAAAAUAAAAAAAAAAUACAAAUAAUA
Xyrichtys novacula (pearly razorfish) is the source of this 17728-nucleotide messenger RNA. Lineage: Eukaryota; Metazoa; Chordata; Actinopteri; Labriformes; Labridae. The record is from the annotation of a GenBank genome assembly.